This is a messenger RNA of Chanos chanos (milkfish), 816 nucleotides long. RefSeq names its product centromere protein O (gene cenpo). The record is from RefSeq and is a predicted model, not a curated record. NCBI's taxonomy places the organism in Eukaryota, Metazoa, Chordata, Actinopteri, Gonorynchiformes, Chanidae. Bases 1 to 816 code for a protein of 271 amino acids. Gene Ontology annotation, cellular component: kinetochore; Mis6-Sim4 complex. The transcript is spliced from 5 exons.
AUGUUGGAGGCAGCUGAGUUUACGGAACUGAGAGACCAACAGCAAGACAGUUUGGCGGAGCUUCGUACAACAUUAAUGAUUCUUCGAUCACAAAGAGAUCAGCUCGUAACCCAGACUGAGACAGUCGUGGCACUGAAAAAUGCUAUGGAUCAAGGGCUUCAACUUCAAGAGUGUGCUAAAGCUUGUGGCACAGACCUGUCACAACUUUAUCAGUAUUUGCUCAGAGCCAAGAAGAUGCAAGGGAAAGAUCUCCAACAUGCUUAUCAUCUCAUUGGUGGAUACGAUUUGACGGAGAGUAAACAAGGCAAAAGCAUGUGUGUGGCAUUUCACACAGCUUAUGAGGGUGUCUACCUGGAGACAUAUAACAUGGAGCUAGACCUUACACGGACUGUCCAGAUCUCGCGCCAUAACAUUCCGCCUUUCAUUCCUCUGGAGCAACUUGCUAAGCAGGACCUUCAGGCAGAUUACAAAGCUUUUCUCCACAACUUAAGCCAACACCUCAAUGCCUGGGUAGGGCGGAAGCAGCAGAUUUGCCUCUUAAAGGAGCUUAUCGAUUCUGUGAAGGUGAUGGAGAGUAAUCAGUUGUGUAAAAUACUUGUUCUCAUGUGCAACGCACAAGGCGAGAAGGACAUCCCCAUUCUUAUAACUCUAGAUUAUGACAACCUUGCCCGAUGCCUCCCCACACAUGUCUCUAUUGAAUCAGAAGAUAAAAUGCUGUUGGAGUCUGUGCAAUGGAAGAAAAACCACACGUUACUCCUGGAGUCUCCAGUACAUAGUGCUCUUUUGGCCAUGAGGAAAAUGGGAAGCAUUCUAUAG